Tremella mesenterica DSM 1558 is the source of this 588-nucleotide messenger RNA. RefSeq lists its product as uncharacterized. The record is from RefSeq and is a predicted model, not a curated record. The transcript has 4 exons. Lineage: Eukaryota; Fungi; Basidiomycota; Tremellomycetes; Tremellales; Tremellaceae. Bases 1 to 588 code for a protein of 195 amino acids.
AUGAGCGGUUGGGUUAUACAAUUCAAAGCUACUGGAACAAUCAUGGUUUCUUGGGAUGUGCGAAGUGCUUUGGAAUAUACAGUACCAGCACCUAUCGUACACGAACAUUUACCAGCUGCAAUCCCAAUACAACCAGCUCCCACUUGUACGCCUACGGUCAAUGUACGACCUGCUCCAUUACCAGAACCACUUCCUGCCCCUCCACAAGCCCUUACGCCCCCUAUCAAACAAGUAAAACAACUGUCACAAACUAACAACGACCCUCCUUUGACCAUCAAAACCCCAUCACGUCAUAAUCUCUCCAAUCUACACGUAACUCAGGACAGCUGGGACCGACUACGGCAAAUACACCGUGGUUACACCCCUUUCAACGCCUGCGCCCUUCUGUUUGGAAUGUUGGCGAUGUGGGGAGGUACAGUGAACUUGGAUCGCGACUACGCGCACACCAUGAAUCUAGUUUACACACACCAUUCAGGGUCAAUCACAGGGUUUGUGAAGCCACUCCCCUGGAACUCCAGCCUGAAUCAGCCCAAUUUCCUGAGAGCCUGGGCCAUGUCACACAGGUUGAGCCCCGACGAUCUCGAGUGA